GCUGGGAUGUGUAAGGGCUUGGCCAGAGGAGUGCCACAUGGGAUUUAUCCUUCCGGAAAUUAUUGUCUUUUUCGAAUCUUUCGUGAAUCGAUUGAGAUGCCCGGGUACCAGAUAUUGUACUUCACAUUCUGAACACUGCACUGGUCAAUUCGCUGAAACACAUGAGUGGAUGACGGAGAUUCAGUCUUCGGUGAUUUUGAUUGGAGAUGUUGACGAAAUGGCAUACAUCAUUACUCGUACGUAUGUCGCGAACGAGGGUGUGUCACGUACGCCACAGCAGAGCGGGUUCUUCGCAGGAACCGAAGCAUUCCGGUUCCGGGCCUGCCUCUGAAACCCCAUUAAUCGAGGCGUCCGAUGGGCAUGAUCCAUUUUACAAUCCCUUCGCCAAAUAUGACCAGGCUUACCUUCAAACGAGUACUGGCAAAAUUUUUGAUAAGAAGCCCUUCCGACAUUUCUGCACGGAAGGGAAGACGUAUUUAUGGUGUGCAUGCGGGUACAGCAAAGAUCAGCCCUUCUGUGACAAAAUCUGUAAAGUUGGACAGUUGAGAAUAUCCGAGCGGCCAGUUCAAUUCGUGGCCCCUGCGACCAAGAAAUACUGGUUUUGCAACUGUAAACAAACUGGGAACAAGCCCUUCUGUGAUGGGACGCAUCAGAGCGAAUUUGUGCAAUCUGCAGUGAAAUGAUUCGAGACGUCUUGUGCUAAAUUAGAACGUGUUGCUGGAUUCUUAGAUACAUGUUUCAUGAUGCUA
Molecule: messenger RNA, 749 nt
Organism: Notodromas monacha
Lineage: Eukaryota; Metazoa; Arthropoda; Ostracoda; Podocopida; Cyprididae
Source: the annotation of a GenBank genome assembly